AUGGAGCCCUCUUCGACCGAUGGGCAAGAGCCGCAUCUCGCAGCAGGAGAGAUGGAGGGCGAGGAGCAGGCGGUCAUCUCCAAAGACGAGGAAGACGAAGAGGAGCAGCCCAACGAUGCGACGGUCUCCGACACGAAUGCGGCUUCCACCGCCGCCAGUGACGUCGACCAGGACGGCGCAGACAAUGACGACGACGCUGUUGAGGAAGAGGGCGACGAAGAAGACGACGUCGAGGAGGACGAGGAGGCGGACGAUGGUGAUGACAGCGACGAAGAGGAGGAGAGGCAGGUGUACCCACUGCCGCCACUGCCGCCCGUCCACGCCCCAUCCAAGGUGCAUGGCAUCGCCACGGCGGAGGUGUACAGCAUCAUCAAGGAGCUGCGCCGUCAAAUGGACGACCCGGUGGAGCGGGAGCACGCAAAAGCGAUGCUGCAGGGCGACACCGACGUGCUGCUGGCUGUCGCGCAGGUGCUGCAAGAGGCACACCUACUCCGACGAGCCACCGUGAGCGACCACGGUGUUGUCGAAGAGCAGCUCGUCCCCCAACCAGCGGCCGCGCGGCCUUCACUGCCUACUGGCUACAACAGCUGGAUUAUUGAGACUCCGGCAAGCGCGCGGCGCUGA
This is a messenger RNA of Leishmania major strain Friedlin, 624 nucleotides long. RefSeq lists its product as hypothetical. Bases 1 to 624 code for a protein of 207 amino acids. The record is from RefSeq and is a predicted model, not a curated record. The transcript has a single exon. NCBI's taxonomy places the organism in Eukaryota, Euglenozoa, Kinetoplastea, Trypanosomatida, Trypanosomatidae.